UCGCCGACCACAUGCGAACCACCCUGCGGGUCGCUGUGGGCGGCACCGUCAGGGAGAUCCAUCUCUUCAUAAAGUGUUUACCACUGUGGAACAAACCGAAAGCGGAAUUCAUCGAUGAAAAGAAAUUUUUUAAACGUGAAAAAUUUAUGUUUGAUAUUUUCGAGGAAAUUCGUAAACAUGAUGAUCCAAACCCGUUUUGUCCCAAAGCGUAUCUGUACACUGACACGAUGAUCGUCAUGCCUGACUUAGCCCCAGAGGGCUACACGAUGCAGCCAUACUUGGAGACGCUCGACCUGCCGCACUUACUGAUCAGCGCAGCUGCAAUCGCUCGCUUCCACGCAGCAUUCACUAACUAUGAGACUAAAAAAAUCAUAAAAACAAAACAAGUACAAGAUUUUGCCGAGGUAUAUGGAUCACUACUAGAAGAACCGGCGUUUUGUGAUACACCUUGGAUGAGAGCGUCCGCAAAACUAUCUGCUAACUUGAUUAAAGCUUUUUCAACAAAACCCUAUCGUAACAUGCCAGAUUUGGAGUCUAAAUUUCAUAAAAUGUACAUGGUUGCAUGCGACCGUGUGGUGUACCGAAAAGACACUGUGAACGUCCUGAUCCACAAGGACCUGUGGGUCAACAACAUCAUGUUCAAGCAUGACAACGGAACUCCGACAAGUGCUAUGAUUCUGGACUACCAGCUGAUCCGUCACGUGCCGCCCGCGGUCGAUGUCAUGACAUUCAUAUACCUGACUACAUCGAGGAGCUUUAGAGCGGAAUACGAGCAGAGCAUCUGUGACCACUACUACUCAGUGUACUGCGACAACUUGGACAAGGACUCUUCAGACAGAAUAGUGGAUUUGGGCUAUGACAGAAAGAGUUUCUUGUCGUGGUGCGAGCAAGUGCGGAUGUUCGGGCUGCUGGAGGCAGCGAGCAUCCACCCGUUCAUCCUGAUGGAGCCGAAGCAGGCGAAGGUGGUGUUCGACGACCCCGACACGUACGAGCGCUACAUCAACGAGGACCGCACCGAGCCCGUGCUGGAGUACGCCGCCACCUGCCGCCAGUACCGCGAGAGGUGCCUUGAGGUCACCGAGGAGUUCCUCGAGAGGUAUAUACUGUAGUGGUAGGUACACCCUGGAGAAAGUGCGGCACGAUACAUAACGAUAAUAUUUCUUUUAAAUUAAAACCUUAAAAGCAGCUACUGGCACAGGGUGUUCACUGAAGUUGAUACUUGUAGCGCAGAUAACGGCGUCCUACCAUAUUUUCCUUGGAUUAUUUUUCAGCUUAUAUACGAUUUUCACUAGAAUCGUGGCAGCUUAAGUAGAGUCGUUAUUUUAUAGAAACUCGUCACUUAUUACCAAAACAAAUUUGAUUCGCUGUGAACAGUUUCCAAAAAAAAAUUCCACCUCAGCAUUCAGUCCCUGCAACUAACAUCCCAAAUCCAUUAAAAUAAUAAAUGAUAAUCUGGCAGUUCCUAUGAAACGAAUACUCAUCAGUAAUUAUAACAUCACUGAGUCCCACUAGAGUAUCUUCUGUCAUCAUCGUAAUCUCCUGGUUCUGAGUGGUAACGUCGCUAGCGAGGUGGUGAUGUUGCAAGUGUGGCGCCAUAUGGCCGCGUCCAUGUGUGCGCCCGGUAUGGACACACGCUGACCCGCGCCAGGGCUGCCGCGACAUGGAAUAAAUACUAUGUUAACAUUCAUUAAAAAGGAUGAGUUUCUGAAGUUACAGAGUUUGUACCAAACCGAAUUGCUCUGUACCAAAAUAUUUGCCAAAUCAACACCUAUUUGUAAGUCAGGUCGUUUAAAUGUUUGUUUAGUUGUAACCUUGCUGUUCUGUAUCACUGUGUGUCUACUUACACAAAGAUAUGAUAAUAAUAAUUCAAUAAACAUUAUUUAUUAUUAUCUAA
This is a messenger RNA of Trichoplusia ni (cabbage looper), 1894 nucleotides long. RefSeq lists its product as uncharacterized. The transcript has 2 exons. Bases 12 to 1109 code for a protein of 365 amino acids. Lineage: Eukaryota; Metazoa; Arthropoda; Insecta; Lepidoptera; Noctuidae. The record is from RefSeq and is a predicted model, not a curated record.